GGCCCCUGUCCAUGCAGCAGUUAGAAAGCCGUACCACCAGAUAUUGUUGGUCUUCCUGAGAGCAGCAGCACAGAUUGCAGGCUGGUUAACGGCAGCUUGACAACCAAAGAUGUCGUUGGGCUUCGGUGUGAGAGUGCUUGUUCUCUCCCUUUUGGCUUUUGGGCACAAUGCGAAUGCACUGCGUGACAAAAGUGGAGGCAUCCGUGGAAGUGGGCAAGUAGAUGGUUACAGUCGAGAUGGAAGUGUUUCUAGUUAUGUGCCUCGCUCACCGAUCCUUAGGAAAUCUCCAAAGAACUCUCCGCAGCCACCUCAAACUAACACUAAUGCAAAUGACAUCUUCUGGACCCAAGCUGAGAACUGGGUCCCUCCACAAAGUGGAGAAAGCAUUGAGUCUGGUAUUGCCUCAAGUAGUGCAAUUAUUAUGCAAUCUGGUCCUCCGCCCUCUAAUCCCCAGCAGCCCGACGACCAGCCAUCUACUUUUGAUACGACCUACCAGCCGAACCAGCCCAGCCCCCACAAACCAACCACUUUCACUUCAGGUUACCAGCAGAAUCGUCUAAGGCCCCAGCAACUACCUACUUUAUAUCCAACCUACCAGCCCAGGCCCCGGGAGCCAACCACUUUUAGACCAGGCUACAAGCAGAACCUUGCGAUGCCCCAGCAACUGCCCUCUUUCCUUCCAACCUACCAGCCGAGGCUCCAGGAACCGACCAGUCUCGAUCAGGUCUACCAGCAGAGGGCUCCCAGGCCCCAGAAGCCACCCACUUUAAGUAAGGGCUAUGAGCAGAAUUUGCUGAGGCCCCAGCAGCAGCCUACUUUCAAUAAGGGUCACCGGCUCACGCCUCCUGGGCCCCAGGAGCUGCCCACUUUUAGAUCGGGCUGCCAGCCGAAGCCCUCAAGGCCCCAGCAGCCGCCCACUUUCGAUGAUGGUUACCAGCAAAGGCCCCAGCAGCUGCCCCCGAGGCCCCAGCAGCCCACUUUCGAUGAUGGUUACCGGCCGAGGCCCCAGCAGCCCACUUUCGAUGAUGGUUACCGGCCGAGGCCCCAGCAGCCCACUUUCGAUGAUGGUUACCGGCCGAGGCCCCAGCAGCCCACUUUCAAUGACGGUUACCGGCCGAGGCCCCAGCAGCCCCAACACCCCACUUUCGAUGAUGGUUACCGACCGAGGCCCCAGCAGCCCACUUUCGAUGAUGGUUACCGGCCGAGGCCCCAGCAGCCGCCCCAGAGGCCCCAGCAGCCCACUUUCGAUGACGGUUACCGGCCGAGGCCCCAGCAGCCGCCCCAGCAGCCGCCCCAGAGGCCCCAGCAGCCCACUUUCGAUGAUGGUUACCGGCCGAGGCCCCAGCAGCCGCCCCAGAGGCCCCAGCAGCCGCCCCAGAGGCCCCAGCAGCCGCCCCAGAGGCCCCAGCAGCCCACUUUCGAUGAUGGUUACCGGCCGAGGCCCCAGCAGCCGCCCCAGAGGCCCCAGCAGCCGCCCCAGAGGCCCCAGCAGCCCACUUUCGAUGAUGGUUACCGGCCGAGGCCCCAGCAGCCGCCCCCGAGGCCCCAGCAGCCGCCCUCCUUCAAGCGUGUCUCCCAACCACAGAAGCCCAAGCACCAGAAAGGAGUUAUUCAAACCAAAGCUGGCAUGUGGGACUUGUUUUCUGAUUCUUUAGUCCAGCCUGCCAAAUUGAAUGUUGAUCCAAGAAGGCCAAUUUCAACGGCAUUGCUGGACCAUCCAAGGUGGUAGCCUCCACUGGUGCCUUUUGUAAAAUGGAAAACAUUGACCUUAUGGUUCCUGGUUAUUUUCUCAAAGUAGUUUGUCCUGGCAUCUUUCUAAAAUUCAAUAAAGUACUACCGCACAGUC
Molecule: messenger RNA, 1846 nt
Organism: Gasterosteus aculeatus aculeatus (three-spined stickleback)
Lineage: Eukaryota; Metazoa; Chordata; Actinopteri; Perciformes; Gasterosteidae
Source: RefSeq, a predicted model, not a curated record